GAGGCGGAGGCGAGCCAGGAGGAGGGAGGAGGGACGAGGGACCCGCCCGCCGCGCCCGGGCCGCCGGGCAUGUGUGGCCGCUGGCGCCCGACGCUGCCGCUGUCCGGGGGCUGAGCCGCGCCCAGGUGUCCCGCACAGUGCGUGUGCGAGUGUGUGUGACCGCGCAGGGGAGCACCGCGCCGGCCCCAGCCUCCCGCUCGCUCCCCCGGGCCGUGGUGCAUGUUCGCCUUCUGCCACUGUGUGCCGAGAGGCAGGAGGACCAUGAAAAUGAUCCACUUUCGGAGCUCCAGCAUCAAAUCGCUCAGCCAGGAGAUGAAAUGCACCAUCCGGCUGCUGGACGACUCGGAGAUCUCCUGCCACAUCCAGAGGGAGACCAAGGGGCAGUUUCUCAUCGACCACAUCUGCAACCACUACAGCUUGCUGGAGAAGGACUACUUUGGCAUUCGCUAUGUGGACCCAGAGAAGCAAAGGCACUGGCUUGAACCUAACAAGUCCAUCUCCAAGCAAAUGAAAUCUCAUCCACCAUACACCAUGUGCUUUAGAGUGAAAUUCUACCCACACGAACCCCUGAAGAUUAAAGAAGAGCUCACAAGGUACCUGUUGUACCUUCAAAUUAAAAGAGACAUUUUUCAUGGCCGGCUGCUGUGCUCCUUUUCUGAUGCUGCCUACCUGGGUGCCUGUAUCGUUCAAGCUGAGCUUGGUGAUUAUGAUCCUGAUGAGCAUCCCGAGAAUUACAUCAGUGAGUUUGAGAUUUUCCCGAAGCAGUCACAGAAACUGGAAAGGAAAAUAGUGGAAAUUCACAAAAACGAACUCAGAGGCCAGAGCCCACCGGUUGCUGAAUUUAACUUACUGCUGAAAGCUCACACUUUGGAAACCUAUGGGGUAGAUCCUCACCCAUGCAAGGAUUCAACCGGCACAACAACAUUUUUAGGAUUCACUGCUGCAGGCUUUGUGGUAUUUCAGGGAAAUAAGAGAAUCCAUUUGAUAAAAUGGCCGGAUGUCUGCAAAUUGAAGUUUGAAGGGAAGACGUUUUAUGUGAUUGGCACCCAAAAGGAGAAGAAAGCUAUGUUGGCAUUCCAUACUUCAACACCAGCUGCUUGCAAACACCUCUGGAAAUGUGGGGUGGAGAACCAGGCCUUUUAUAAGUAUGCAAAAUCCAGUCAGAUCAAGACUGUGUCCAGCAGCAAGAUAUUUUUCAAAGGCAGUAGAUUUCGAUAUAGUGGUAAAGUCGCCAAAGAGGUGGUGGAGGCCAGCUCCAAAAUCCAGAGGGAGCCUCCUGAGGUGCACAGAGCCAACAUCGCUCAGAGCCGCAGUUUCCACUCCUUGAACAAGCAGCUCAUCAUUAACAUGGAGCCCCUGCAGCCCCUGCUUCCUUCCCCCAGAGAGCAAGAGGAAGAACUAGCGCCUGGUGAGGGUGUUCCCUUGCCCAAAGAGGACACUUCUGCCCCCUUGAUCUCCAGCUCUCCUGUGAAGGAAGCCCGGGAGUAUGAAGAUCCCCCAAGCGAAGAGGAAGAUAAAAUCAAAGAAGAGCCCCUAACCAUCUCUGAACUAGCGUACAACCCAAGUGCCAGCCUGCUCCCCACCCCUGUAGAUGAUGAUGAGAUUGACAUGCUCUUUGACUGUCCAUCCAGACUUGAGCUGGAAAGAGAAGACACCGAUUCGUUUGAGGAACUGGAAGCGGAUGAAAAUGCCUUUUUGAUUGCUGAGGAAGAGGAGCUGAAAGAGGCUCGCCGAGCUUUGUUGUGGAGCUAUGACAUUCUGACCGGCCAUAUUCGGGUGAACCCACUGGUCAAGAGUUUUUCCCGGCUCCUUGUGGUGGGCCUGGGACUGCUGCUCUUUGUAUUUCCCCUGCUCCUCCUCCUUUUGGAGUCAGGUAUUGAUCUCUCCUUCUUGUGUGAAAUCCGCCAGACACCAGAGUUUGAGCAGUUUCACUAUGAAUACUACUGUCCCCUCAAGGAGUGGGUGGCUGGGAAAGUCAACCUCAUGCUCUAUAUGCUGGGCUGCUCAUGAAGUAAAUAUCUCAUGCAACUAAGGGCUAUAUUCAAUACUAGUGAUUUUUUUUUUUCCAGUAAAAUCCUGGUUCUGAAUUGUCAUGGGGCUGUCCACAGGUGUUCCUUACUCAUAACCUUAUUCAAAUCUUUAAGUUAGCUUUCCAUAAUCACUGCACUUAAAUUAAGUUUCAAUCAAAAUACAGUUCUUUGAGUUAUAGGUUAGGGAAUAGCCUUUCAGUAUCCAGAAACAAGUUGGUUUUUUCAUUAGAGGGUAGAUAUAGUCCUUAUCUAUUAUAUCAUGAUACAUAAUACCUUGGACUAAAUUAGAUUAUUCUGUUUCUAAUAGUUGGCACCAUUACAAGUUAGAAGGUUCAGAAUCAGAGUUUUAGUAAAAAUCCAAGAGAAAGUGUUUGAAUAUAAUCCUUAGUGAACACAAUUUCCUCUAACCAAUGCCUAUACGACUAAAUUUAUGCUGGGUUUUUGUUUUUGUUUUUUUAAAAAUAUUUUUAUGGGUUCAAACUAUUUUGGUAAAUUUUUAGCAAAAAAAAAAAAA
This is a messenger RNA of Otolemur garnettii (small-eared galago), 2544 nucleotides long. RefSeq names its product FERM domain containing 3 (gene FRMD3). NCBI's taxonomy places the organism in Eukaryota, Metazoa, Chordata, Mammalia, Primates, Galagidae. The record is from RefSeq and is a predicted model, not a curated record. Gene Ontology annotation, cellular component: cytoskeleton. The transcript is spliced from 14 exons. Gene Ontology annotation, molecular function: cytoskeletal protein binding. Bases 220 to 2010 code for a protein of 596 amino acids.